Sesamum indicum (sesame) is the source of this 1317-nucleotide messenger RNA. RefSeq lists its product as uncharacterized. Gene Ontology annotation, molecular function: protein binding. Gene Ontology annotation, cellular component: chloroplast thylakoid membrane. The record is from RefSeq and is a predicted model, not a curated record. NCBI's taxonomy places the organism in Eukaryota, Viridiplantae, Streptophyta, Magnoliopsida, Lamiales, Pedaliaceae.
CAUCUCCAUCUCCUUUCCAACAGAACUUCCAAACCAGAACUUCCGCAGAUAAACAUCAGAAUUCGUCUCUAAUACGACGCCGUCGGCAUGGCCGUAGUUCUUGGCAACGUUUCUCCAUUCAUCGACCUCUCCACUUCCUCUCACCGUGCUGUGAUUCCUGACCGCCGGCUCCGCCUCGUCCCCUCCGACGCCGUCUUGAACCUGUUCAAGAAGGAUCUUCACCAGAACCCGAAUUUCCAUGCGGCGUUUGAGUCAGUAUUCGAUCACAGAGAGAGGUAUGUUAACAAGAGGAAGUCGAAUCAGUCGAAGGUGAACGAAGUGCAGUACGAGAAUUCCAGCGACGACGAGAAUGGGAACGGGAACGGGUUCGACGAUGAGCUCGGAGAAGAUGAUGGGUUCGAUUGGGAGGCGGAGAUGAGGAAGAGAGUGAAGGAGAUUGAGGAAAUGAGGGAGUUGGAGAAGAAAGCCGAAGAAUUGCAGUAUAAAGUUGAUCAAGAGUAUGCUGAUGGUGAUAGUGAUGGUGAGCCGGAUGAGGAGACUGAAGAGCAGAAACGCAUGAGAGUCAAGAAAGAACUGGAAAAGGUCGCAAAGGAGCAAGCUGAACGAAGAAAAACGGCUCAGUUGAUGUUUGAAUUGGGUCAGAAAGCAUAUGGAAGGGGUAUGUAUGGACGUGCCAUUGAGUUUCUUGAAGGUGCCCUCACGAUAAUUCCUAGGCCCACCUUGUUUGGCGGUGAGAUACAAAUAUGGUUGGCUAUGGCUUAUGAGGCUAAUAAUCGCCACGCAGACUGCAUUGCUCUGUAUCAGCAACUGGAAAAGAAGCAUCCUAGCGUCAGUAUUCGGCGCCAGGCUGCAGACCUGCGCUACAUACUGCAAGCACCCAAGCUUAAGAUAACUCAAGAAGAGAUGGUAACCAUCCCACUGAUAGGUUCUAGCUAUGACAGUUAUGCAGCUAGCUGGACUGAUAAAUACAAGGACAGAGAUCAAAGGAUGACCGGCUCCACGACAAAUCAGCUUCCGUCAAACAAAGACUACUUGGGGGACUUUUUGGUUUGGAAACCACCAGUUGGAUUGGAGAAGAACAGUGCGUUCUGGGUGUCGUUAACAUUGUGGAUCGGUCUCGUUGGGGCUGCACUGUUUCUCCAGCGAUAAAGCAUAAAUUUGUACAGUUGUUCUGUUUUAGCUGGUGUUGUUGAUGGGGUAUAGUUUUCGUUUAAGAUUGUUGUAAAAUGUCUCCAUAUAUUAUACACGACUGCUAUUGUAAAACAGUUCCACUCCUGGAAAUUGAUGUUCGAAUUACACUUUUGUUUCUAUUGUUUA